GAAGGAGGGAGCCAAAGGGCGGGGCGAGAGGCCCAAACGAGGACAGACUCCAACUCUGACUUCUCCAGCGACUCUCGGCAUCUGGCUACCAUGUCACUGCUCCUGUUAGUGGUCUCUGCCCUUCACAUCCUCAUCCUUAUCUUGCUUUUUGUGGCUACUUUGGACAAGUCCUGGUGGACUCUCCCAGAGAAGGAGUCCUUGAACCUGUGGUAUGACUGCACAUGGAACGCCACCGCCAAAACGUGGGCCUGCAGUAACGUCAGUGACAAUGGCUGGCUGAAGGCAGUGCAGGUGCUCAUGGUUCUGUCUCUCAUCCUCUGCUGCCUGUCCUUCAUUCUCUUCAUGUUCCAGCUCUACACCAUGCGGACAGGAGGGCUCUUCUAUGCCACGGGCCUCUGCCAGCUCUGCACUAGCGCAGCUGUGUUCUCUGGGGCACUGAUCUAUGCCAUCCAUGCUGAGGAGAUCCUGGCGCAGCACCCACGCGGGGGCAGCUUUGGUUACUGCUUUGCCCUGGCCUGGGUGGCUUUCCCACUUGCCCUGGUCAGUGGAAUUGUGUACAUCCACCUGCGGAAACGUGAAUGAAUGCGUCCCCUAGAAAAUAAACCGUUUCAACCAUGA
Phodopus roborovskii (desert hamster) is the source of this 618-nucleotide messenger RNA. It is a transcript of the gene Emp3, whose product is annotated as epithelial membrane protein 3. The record is from RefSeq and is a predicted model, not a curated record. Gene Ontology annotation, cellular component: plasma membrane. Lineage: Eukaryota; Metazoa; Chordata; Mammalia; Rodentia; Cricetidae. The transcript has 5 exons. The coding region runs from base 91 to 582 and encodes 163 amino acids.